GAUCACGUGGUUUGCGAUUAAUUUGCCACUUACCAAAGGUGUAUUCCACAGUGGACAAAUUUGUGAAAAGAGCAACGCGCACUUGAGCUGCUCGAGCUUCGUACGAGUUUCACUACUCCGGGGCGCUCCUCGGACCCCAAGGACCACCCCGACUUCGUGCCGACUGCGUUCAACCACGCCAGCAGCAGCCCAGGGGAGGCCGCUGCAGCCGCUGAGCAGUCGAAUAAACGCCGUGUAAUGAGCCGUGAAGGCUCUGCCAGUGCUGCACUGCAGUGUGGCAAAAAGGACCUUGGAAAUGAAGUUGCCAGGACACAGCAGCUUGCAGUCCCUCUGUUUAGUGAAGGUGAUGGAGCCACACUUGUGGGGAACACCAGCUGCCCUUUGAAAGCCACCAAGGACAUCCUGUUCAAAUGCUGUUUCUGCACCUAUGAUACCACAGAUCAGUGUGGAAUCAUUACCCACCUGGUUUCUCAUGGUAGCGAACAAUUCAAGUGCCAACACUGUCACAUGUUGUUUGACUCUAGAUCAAAAUUGCAGUGCCACUUUCAAUUGCAUAUUCAGAGUAGCAGCCCGACUAUCCAAAAUCAAAUUCUCACAGGUGAGAAACCUUACAAGUGUGAGCAGUGCCCCAAAGCAUUUGCUCGGCUUGCACACCUUUCCGACCACGUUCGAAUACACACGGGCGACAAACCUUAUAAGUGCAAGCAAUGUGCCAAAGCUUUUGCUUGGAGUAGCAGUCUGACCAUUCACAAUCGAACACACACUGGCGAAAAACCUUACCAGUGUGAGCUGUGUCCCAAAGCAUUUGCUGGAAAAAUUAGUUUGAAUGACCACAUUCAGACACACACGGGCAAAAAGCUUUAUAAAUGCCAGAAAUGCCCCAAAGCCUUUGCUCGGCUUGCACACCUUACUGACCACAUUCGAACACAUACAGGCAAUAAACCUUAUAAGUGCAAGCAAUGCCCCAAAGCCUUUGCUUGGAAUAACAGUCUGACUAUUCACAAUCGAACCCACACUGGGGAAAAACCUUACAAGUGUGAUCUGUGUACCAAAUCAUUUGCUGGUAAAGCAACUCUGACUGACCACAUUCAAACACACUUAGGCAAAAAACAUUAUAAAUGUGAGCAGUGUCCCAAAGCCUUUGCUCGGCUUGCACACCUUACUGAUCACAGUCGAAGGCACACAGGCAAGAAACCUUAUAAGUGUAAGAAAUGCCCUAAAGUCUUUGCUUGGAAUAGCAGUCUGAUCAUCCACAAUCGAAUGCACAUAGGUGAAUAUCCUUACAAGUGUAAGAUGUGCCCUAAAGAAUUUUCUCGACUUGCACAGCUCACUGGGCAUGUCCGAACACACACAGGUGAAAAACCUUAUAAGUGCAAGCAAUGUUCGAAGGCAUUUGCUCAUAAUAGCAGUCUCAUCGUCCACACUCUAAUGCACUCGAAUGAAAAACAUUACUGGUGUAAGAUUUGCCCCAAAGAAUUUGCCCGGAUGUGUCACUUUAUUGAGCACAAUCGAAUACACACAGGUGAAAAGCCUUAUAAGUGCAAGCACUGUUUGAAGGCAUUUGCUUAUAAUAGCAGUUUGACCAUCCACAAUCGAAUGCAUGCAGGUGAAAAACCUUUCAAAUGCAAUCAAUGCCCCAAAGCCUUUACUCGGAACAGCAGUCUAACCAGCCACAAUCGAACACACACGGGUGAAAAACCUCACAGGUGUAAGCUGUGCUCCAAAACAUUCGCUCGGCUUUCACACCUUACUGAGCAUGUGCGAACUCACACAGGAGAAAAACCUUUUAAGUGCGAGAUAUGUCACAAAGCCUUUGCUCAGAGUAGCACUCUGACAAGCCACAGUCGAACGCACACGGGUGAAAAAGCUUACAAGUGCAAACGAUGCCCCAAAGCAUUUGCUCAGAAAAUGAGUUUGAUCCUCCACAGUCGAAUGCACAUGGAUGAGGUACUUUCCAGGUGUAAUGCAGGUUUUCCUCCUAUAUAGGAAGCUAUGUCUCAAGCUAGCAGUGGUCUAUGGUAGGUCAGUCUUCAAGGUUAACAUUGUUUAAAAAUGUUUUUUUGCAGUUCACAGCAGCUAAAACUUAUUGUUCUGCAUCCAAGAAUGAACUAAGCCAUGCUACUUUUGCUCAUAUUGCAAGGUUCAUUGCACUGUACUAGGCUUUUUUAGCGUGGUCGACUGAAUUUGUAAUCAUGUUUUAUUGUGGCUGUUUGCUUUUAUUUGGUUUUCUUUUUUUGCAUGAAUGAAACAAGCUCUUUGAAAUAAAUGUAUCACAAGACCAGUAGUUUUGUUGUUUGUUGCUUGUAAAAGGGGCGGUUUGAACUGCCACCAUGCUUUUUUCAGCUAUACAGAUCUUGCUUAUCUCAGGUAAUGCGAUGACACUGACAAUUUUGGCAUAGUUCUUUCGGUUUCAAUUAAAUUUGUACUAGGCUGAUAGUUUAUUAUUUUAGUAACAUAGGUUAUCUCCCCAA
Messenger RNA from Ixodes scapularis (black-legged tick), 2471 nucleotides. RefSeq names its product zinc finger protein OZF. The transcript has 3 exons. Gene Ontology annotation, biological process: regulation of transcription by RNA polymerase II. The record is from RefSeq and is a predicted model, not a curated record. NCBI's taxonomy places the organism in Eukaryota, Metazoa, Arthropoda, Arachnida, Ixodida, Ixodidae. Gene Ontology annotation, molecular function: RNA polymerase II cis-regulatory region sequence-specific DNA binding; DNA-binding transcription factor activity, RNA polymerase II-specific. Bases 238 to 1986 code for a protein of 582 amino acids.